Molecule: messenger RNA, 1115 nt
Organism: Merops nubicus (carmine bee-eater)
Lineage: Eukaryota; Metazoa; Chordata; Aves; Coraciiformes; Meropidae
Product: cadherin-10
Exons: 3
Biological process (GO): multicellular organism development; homophilic cell-cell adhesion; adherens junction organization
Cellular component (GO): adherens junction; catenin complex; membrane
Molecular function (GO): cadherin binding; calcium ion binding
Source: RefSeq, a predicted model, not a curated record
CUUAUUCAAACCAUAAGUGCAGUAGACAAAGACGACCCUCUUGGUGGACAAAAAUUUUUCUUCAGUUUAGCUGCCGUUAACCCUAACUUCACUGUUCAGGAUAAUGAAGAUAACACUGCCAGAAUUUUGACACGAAGGAAUGGCUUUAGUCGACAUGAAAUAAGUACUUACCUUCUACCAGUGGUGAUAUCAGACAAUGACUACCCCAUCCAGAGCAGCACUGGCACGCUGACCAUUCGGGUGUGUGCCUGCGACAGCCGGGGGAACAUGCAGUCCUGCAGCGCCGAGGCCUUGCUCCUCCCUGCUGGCCUCAGCACGGGGGCGCUGGUUGCCAUCCUCCUCUGCAUCCUUAUCCUGCUAGUUAUAGUGGUGCUGUUCGCUGCUCUAAAGAGGCAACGAAAGAAGGAGCCUUUGAUCCUCUCGAAGGAGGACAUCAGAGACAACAUUGUGAGUUAUAACGAUGAAGGCGGUGGAGAGGAGGACACGCAAGCCUUUGAUAUUGGCACACUGAGGAAUCCUGCGGCUAUCGAAGAUAAGAAGCUUCGUCGAGACAUUAUCCCUGAAGCGUUGUUUGUGCCACGGAGGACUCCUUCAGCACCAGAUAACACAGAUGUCCGAGAUUUCAUUAACCAAAGGCUAAAGGAGCACGAUACUGAUCCUUCUGCACCACCGUAUGACUCGCUUGCAACCUACGCCUAUGAAGGAAAUGAUUCAAUAGCGGAAUCCUUGAGCUCCUUAGAGUCUGGUACUACUGAAGGAGACCAAAACUAUGAUUAUCUCCGAGAAUGGGGCCCUCGGUUUAAUAAGCUAGCUGAAAUGUACGGUGGAGGAGAAAGUGAUAAAGACACUUCUUAACCUACAGUAGGCUACAUUAUUUUUUCCUUUGAGCGGAAGUAAUUUUACAGACACCUUCUGCACUCAACAGUAUUUAACAUUCAGGAAAAUUUUCCUGCCACUCAGCACAAUUGUUUCCUUUUAAAAUUUUUUAAUUUGUCCAUUAAUGUCAUUCAUUCUUUCUAGUAGGAUGCCACUUUGAAUAUAAACAGCAUUUUAUUUAAUCACUUUCCAAGAGCCAAAGCUAUGGAAAUUCAGUGUUGUCCAUUUUAGUAAGUAAA